AUGGCCUCAAGUGAGAAGAAACCAUUACCCAGCCCCGGUGAAUGGGAAACCCACAAAGAUGAUAUCUGCAAACUUUAUCCCCUCAUGAAAUUGGAAGAUUUAAUGAAGUUUAUGGAGAGUAAGGGUUUAUACGCAACCCAAGCCAUUUACAAGAAGAAGUUUCGGGACUGGGGCUUGAGGAAAUAUGUCUCGGCGGCGCAAGCCCUCGAAGCUGACGAGAAGAAGAGACGCCUCGAAGAGGAAGGCCACGCCGCGGACGAGAUAGUCAUUUCCUCGGGGAUCGCCGUUCCCAGUUCAAAGAUACAGAGACAUGUCAAGCGCCACAAGACCGCCGCCUCUCUUGCUACUGGUAUGACGGCGACGGGCACUCUUGCCCCUUCAUUGGGGAUGAACAGGGCUCUGCAGGAUGUCAAUAAUUACGGCGUUAUGCCUGGAAUCGCAGCUCGAACGCUAGAGUCUACUGCAGCUUUCCAAAACCUGGGGUUUGGAGGGAGCCACACGAGCCAGGGUUCGGCGUAUCCCACGAUGACGGUCGUAGGCACCCAAACACCCCAGGUUUUUCAGCAGCGAUCAAUGCUACGAUUUGACCAGUUAACCCCGGAAAAUACGGUCAUGCACCCAUCAUUGGAAGCUGUCAUGCCUGUGAGAACCGAACCGGAGCUGCUAAUGACGGAGCCCUCAGACGACUCGUGGUUGGAUUUGUUCCUUCUACAGCCGGACCCGAUUAAUUCUGUUGUCAACGCCCCAUCGCCUGGCACGGGCGUUAGGCCUCACCGGCAAUCAAGUGGAUCGCGUCAUACCGCACCAGGCCGCCAGCCAAUCCAUCAGGCCGCUCAGAAUGGCCACUUGUCAAUUGUCAAAGCUUUGCUUCGAGCCAGACCAAACUGCUGUGAUUUGAAAGGGCAAUUUGGGGAAACCCCUCUGUUUCUGGCUAGCCAGGAGGGCCAUAUAGACGUCGCUCGCGUCCUGCUCGAUGCGGAGGCGGAUCCCAGCAUUCAGGUUCCCAAGAAUGGCCGAGGGCCCAUUCACCAGGCCUCCCAGGGAGGUCAUUUGACUGUCGUACAGCUUCUUCUCGAACGCGGUGCAGACCCCGAUAGCCACAAUGGCCAGCAAGUGAGUCCUCUUUGGCUGGCCGCGCAAGGUGGUCACGAAGCUAUAGCCAAACUCCUCCUGUCUAAAGGAGCUGAUCCCAACUUUCAAGCUGUGGAUGUCAAUAGAGGGCCUCUUCACCAAGCCGCUCAGGGGGGACAUCUGGAGGUCGUGGACCUCCUACUAAAGCACAAAGCAAAAGUAGAUGUCAUGGAGGAAGAUAAAGCCACGCCUUUCUGGCUGGCAUGCCAGGAGGGCCAUUUGAAAGUUGCCCAGCUUUUGAUCGAUGCUGGGGCCAACGUGAAUGCGAGAACUUCCAACUGGGGCCGCCACCCGAUCCACCAGGCCGCUCAGAAUGGACAUACUGACAUUGUGCAGCUCCUAGUUGACAACAAUGCCCUGAUUGAUGCUGGAGAAGACGACAACGUGACGGCUCUCUGGCUCGCAUGCCAGCAGGGGCAUAGGGACAUCGCAGAGAUUUUGCUCAGGAACAACGCAAAUCCGAACAAUAUGGCCACCGAAUCCCGUCGGUCCCCCCUGCACCAAGCUGCCCAGAAUGGGCAUGCGGACGUAAUGAGAUUGCUCAUCGAGCACGGAGGCAAGGUAAACAAUGUCGAGAUCAGUGGCUGGCCGCCCUUGAUGCUCGCCUGCCAACAGGGCCACCUGGGCGUUGUGGAGCUUCUGAUUGAACGCCAGGCGGAUAUUCACAUCGAGGAAAAGGACGGCGCGACUGCUUUAUGGCUAGCUUCUCAGCAAGGCCAUGUAGAAAUUGUGAGGCUGCUUUUGAUCAAAGGAGCCAAACAGACCGCAACCCGAAGCACAGGUCGCCGUCCAAUCCACCAAGCAGCCCAGAAUGGGCACUUGGAGGUGGUGAAGCUGCUCAAGCAGUUUGGCGGAGGGAUCGAUGCGCCUUGCAAGGGGGACGAAGUGACGAAACAAAUCACUCCGCUGUGGCUUGCCUCCCAGGGCGGACACGAGGAUGUUGUCCUGUAUCUUCUCGAACAUGGGGCGGAGGCAGUCAUUCGAACUUGA
This is a messenger RNA of Scedosporium apiospermum, 2121 nucleotides long. RefSeq lists its product as uncharacterized. The coding region runs from base 1 to 2121 and encodes 706 amino acids. Gene Ontology annotation, cellular component: cytoplasm. The record is from RefSeq and is a predicted model, not a curated record. The transcript is spliced from 3 exons. Gene Ontology annotation, biological process: innate immune response. Gene Ontology annotation, molecular function: protein binding. Lineage: Eukaryota; Fungi; Ascomycota; Sordariomycetes; Microascales; Microascaceae.